Messenger RNA from Fusarium oxysporum Fo47, 491 nucleotides. RefSeq lists its product as uncharacterized. Bases 274 to 465 code for a protein of 63 amino acids. The record is from RefSeq and is a predicted model, not a curated record. The transcript has a single exon. NCBI's taxonomy places the organism in Eukaryota, Fungi, Ascomycota, Sordariomycetes, Hypocreales, Nectriaceae.
UACGAAAACGGAAUGGACAUUGAAUUCUCUUACUGCAAUAAAAAGCCCGGGCUCUGGGCAAGCUAACAAAGGGAGCAUUUACUGGAAUCGGGGAAUAGGCCUCGGCACGGACCUGAUAAUUUCAACGCUCCCCUCGGAGCCUAAUGGAAGUUGGGUACAACGACGUCCCUUGAACCCUAUCAACACAAGACGGAAAUAAUGGACUUGAUCUCAACUGCCAAUAUGACCCUAGAGAAUCGUCAUGGCAUCUGAUUCAGUCAUCAGGGAACUGACAUGAUCUUGGUACUCCGUAUACCGCCCCAAGAUCUCGGUCAAUCUCGGUUUUUGAUGGAUGGGGAGUUAGAUACUGGUGGUAAAGCCCGCACGGGUACCGAGUACCAGUACCUGUCUCAAGUAACCAGACAAGCACUACUCAUGAAUCCUUGUCAAUCCCGUAGCUCAUUAGGGCGAGAGUUGCACGUAUGAUGAAUCACGACCGAUAUGAUAGUUUG